UCCUCGGCUGCGCUGCUAAUCAAAAGAGAAACGUUUCUCGCAGAGGCAGGAUCGUGCGUUUCGUCGGGCGAUUUUUUUUCUCGCGAACCAACAGGGAGAAAGGUGCCAAAGACAUCCAUUUUGUGGCACGAAGAAAGCGAGCUGUCCGUUCUGAUACUUUUGUUGUCCGGAGUGUCCUCCAGGUUCAGAUCGCAAACGGACCGAAAUUAGCCAUUUUCCACACCUUGGGCAGUGCGUUUUUUUCUUCCAUCGUGUCACACACACACAGAGGAGGAGCACCGUGAAGAAGAAGAAGGAGGAGGAAAAUUUUCUGCAGCAGAAAGAGUCAGCACACAAACACUAGCGCGCAGAGAGGGCCACGGAAUUACACAAUACAACGAAAUAGGUGUUGGGCCUGUUCGGGUGGUGUUUCCAAUAAUAGACCGCGCGCGCGGCCACACAGGGCGUGUGUGUGUGUGUGAGAGAGAGUGUGUUUGUGUUCCAGUGACGAGGAGGGAGAUUGUCAACGUUGAGGUCAAACGGAGAUCGUAGAAUAGUCUAGUGGAAGUCGCGGUCGGAAGAAGGAGUGAGAAAAAAAAUGCACAUAAACAAUCCGGACGCGUUGAAGACGUGGCUGACGGAGGUGCUGGAACCGUUGUGCGAUGCCGAUCCGGCGGCCCUGGCCAGGUACGUGCUGGCCCUGCUGAAGAAGGACAAACCCGAGAAGGAUCUGCGGGACUGCAUGAAAGAACAGCUGGACGUGUUUUUGGGCGCGGAGACGGAACCCUUCCUGGAGCAGCUGUUCCGGUCGAUCAAGAGUGAAGAGUACAUCAAGGUGGUGCAAGCGAAGGAGGCGGCCGCAGCGGCAACAGCCGCGGCCACGGCAGCAGCUACCGCCCAGCAAGCUAGUCCCGCCGUUGCCCCAACUACGACGACGACGACCACCACCACCACCACGGAACAGGUCAGCAGCAAUUCAACCCACAGUACCAACUCCACCUCCAGCUCCAAGGUGCGCAUCAAGCGCGAGUUCACCCCGCCCCUGCACGAAAGCAAACCCUCCAAAGACUCGCUCGCGGCAGCCGGAGUUCCGUCCGGAGCGACGACCGUAUCGAGCAGCAGCAGCAGUCACGAAAACAACGGCAGCGAACUGUCGAGCAGUGCCAGCAGCGGUGCCAUCUCGGCGGCCACUCCCAAUCUGGCUAGCGCGGUACCCGCCAAGUCGACGCCCCCCGUCAAAAGCUCCAGCAAGGAGGAUCAUGUGAGUAAAAGCAAAGAAAGCAGCCGCAGCCGUGGCCGCCGGAUAUCGAACCGGUCCCGCUCUCGGUCGCGCUCGCGCUCCUUUGAACGUUCCCGCCGCUCCCGGUCACGGGACCGUGGCCUGGCGCGGGGCAGCGAAUCCAACCGGGACAAGUCGAAUCGGGCGUACCGAAACAAAUCCCCCGGACGGGAUUCGUUCCGUAGCGGCGGUGGCAGCAGCAGCAGCCGGUAUGACCGCAAGAACCAUGGCAACAACUACGAAAGUCGUCGCGGCGGUGGAGGUUCUGGAGCGACGGGUGGAAGUGGUAACAACCGGGGUACGAUCCGGAGUCAGUCGAGAAGCCGAUCACCGUCGCCGAUGGCGGAUCGGAGGAAGAUGGCCCGGUCGGAAUCUCCGGCCGUGGCGGCUCCUGCGAAUGUAGCGGCCCCGGCACUGGUGGAGCAUAAACCUGUGGUUGAUGGUGCGCUGUUGGGAACGGGGAAACGGCAACGCUGCCGGGACUUUGACGAGAAGGGUUACUGUAUGCGAGGGGAAACUUGUCCGUGGGAUCACGGAGUGGAUCCGGUUGUGCUGGAGGACAUUAAUAACCCGGCAUUGAUUACGAUUCAGUCGGCGGCUCAGCUGCGGGCGGGUCCGAUUCAUCCCGAGUAUAGUCCGGACGCGCCGGAACUGUGGAACCGUCCGCCGAACUUCCCUCCGGGCAGACCGUCGAUCACGCAGAGGUUAGGAAACAUCACAGGAGUGAACGUUGGAGGUGGAUUUGGACCACGUGGUGGAAUGGCUGGUGGGAACUUUAGGAACGUUGCUCCUGGGUUUCCUCCGGGCUUCCCGGGCAAUCCGAUUGGGGCUACGCCGCUGCAGCGGGAGUUGAUUUCGGUGCCGGUUGUGGACGCCAACAAGGGUGGUGAUGUUUCGUCGCAGCAGACGAAACGACGAUUUGAGCCCGAGGACGCCGUUGCGAUUGCUGAUGGACAUUUGAAGCGCAAGCUUCCGUUGAACAACCGGUUGGGACCACGCGUUACGGGACAUCCGGCUGGUGCUGGUGGUGCCGUUAACCCUCAGCAGAAUUGCUCGCUCGAGCUGAGAAAGAUACCGCGCGGGUUGAACGCGAUCGCUCAUCUGAACAACCACUUUUCCAAGUUUGGCAAGAUUGUCAACAUCCAGAUCAGCUACGACGGCGAUCCGGAGGCUGCGAUUGUGACCUUCUCGACGCACGCUGAGGCAAACGUGGCCUAUCGGAGCACCGAAGCCGUGCUGAACAACCGGUUCAUAAAAGUAUUCUGGCACACGGGAGGAAACGGUGGUGAACAGCCUGGUAUCACUCCGGCGGCCAAGACGGAACAUUCGCUGCGUAGGUCGUACCCGAAUCAGUACAGCAUCAACAACAAUUUGAACCAGAAUUCUAAUGUUACUACGGCCGGAAGUACACCGACGACCGUAACACCCGCGGCCACAAAGGAUGGCGUCGUGGUCACGAGCAGUAGCGGAGCAAUCGUAGCUAGCAGCGGUGGAGAGAACGUGGCCCCGGCCACAACGGCGGUCGCAACCGGUUUCACCAACACCGCCACCAAGCUGGUCAACACGGUUACGACCCCGAUCGUAACUGCGAAUCAGCUGCGCAUGAAAAACGCCAAGAUCAAUCGGGCCACGUCGGAACUGCUACGCAAGAAGCAGGAACUGACCCAGACGAUGCACAAGGGCAAGUACGAUCUGAUGCAGGGCUACCUGAAGGAACUGAGCAAGCUGAUAAUGAUGGUGGAGAAGGUCGAAGCGACCGAUCCGAUGCGUACCAAGCUGCUUGCACCGAUUAAGGACCUCGAGGCGAAAAUCGCUGCCCUCAGGGCGGAAAUCUCCAGCGAGCAGAACCAGAUUGCGGCAACGCUGCUGCCCAAGCGUAAAACAAAAGAACAGCACGAGAAGGACAUUCUGGACGCUGAGUUGGAGAUCAUCGCGGCGGAACAACGAACGCAUCGUAUCCCGGGCGUCGGUGGUGCCAACCCUCAACCUGCAGCAGCAGGGCCAAUCGCCGGAACUCUUCCUGGCACCGGAAAGCCGCAACUCUCCGGACCACGCCCCGGGCGUCCCAUCAACCGGCCGCUUGGUUCAAACAGCGUCGAUCGACGUCCCACCACGAUCUCCAUCACUGGGUUCGCGGCCGAGGACGCCGACGCCCUGCUGGGACACUUUAAAAACUUUGGCGAAAUCACCAAACAUCAGCUGGACAAAACGGUGCCAUCGCUGCUGAUCAGCUACUCGAUCCGGCAGAACGCCGAGAAGGCUCUCGUCCGGGGUAAGGCGUUCCGCGACGUUACGCUGCAAAUUGGCUGGGUCGCAACGACGGUUCCCCCGACGACGCCAACGACAAUACCAAACUCUGCCGUGGUUGUCGCUCCGGUUGGGGCCGCCGACGGCAAGGAAAAAUCGUCUGCGGAAGCCGUCGUCGAGCAGGAUGCCGCUGCCAAGGAAGGGGCGGAUGCUUCCGGUAAGGUCGCGGCCACCAUCGAAGGAGCCGUAGCCGUUGGUGGCGUUGGCGUCGGAGUUGGCGCUGGAGUGGACGCCAGCUCGGCCGCAUCGCUCGCUGACACGCUCACCGAGACCGGCUCCAUGGAGGAAGCGUCCGAGGUGCGCAUGGUCGAGGAGGAGGAAGAGGAAGAAGAGGAGGACCGCUCCUGGCGCCGUUGAUAAUCCAGCCAUCGCGAGAGAGGGAGAGGAACCAGUCUACUGAACUCUACAGAGCAACAGAAGGGAAAAACUCUUUCAUUUAUUGUCAGUAGCGUUUUAAGUGAACUUUGUUUCUUAUUUUUCUUCAAAAUAAUGUAGAUUGUAAGAUUUUCCACUCCACACACACACAAACAAACCUUUUCUUUGUUGUUAUCUAACUUUUUAGUCGACAGUUUUUUUUUGUAACGUUUGGAAUUGUUAGUAGCGAGUAAGGAAACUCGAUUCCCGACGACGACGACGAGCAAAAGCCGCCCAAAAUUAUCAUGUUAGUCAUACGAAUCGGCUGUCGAAGGCAUUUCUCAAACGAAACUCUCGUUGAGUGCUUUUUUAGUUGUUGUUUACCACCCCUCUUUCCAAAUUGGUUCGCGGAGGAGCUCGCGCGGACGGAAUCUAGCUUCCUUGAAGAAGAAACCACAGAAGCAAACAAAAAACGAUGGUAGUUUUAAAACAAAAAUCCCCCGAAAGGAAGAAAACAACUAGUAAUUAAAUAUUAAUUAUUACAAAUUUAAUCUAUAUACAAAAAUAGAUGAAAAAAUCUAGUGUUGAUACAAAUAACAAUUAAGUGUACAUACAGUGAUUUGUAAUCUUAACUAAAACACCUGCGAAAAAGGGAAAAUAACUUUAAUAUAUAUUCAAACAACAAACCACACACAAACAAACAACCGAUUAAGCGGAAAACGAAUACUUGUUAAAUUUAUUGCGCAAUCGAGAGAAAGAACAUCGCAGCGAGCACGCACCGUCAUCAACAGCAGCAUCUCGACGGCCAUCGUCAACCGACCCAAGAAACACACGUGGAGCGAGUCUUUUUUGUUUUCCUUUUCUCUUCCCGUUCUUUCUUCCAGAUAACGACAACGGCGGGGGUCACUGGACACUGGACAGCAGCAGCAGCAGCCGAGUCUUAGUUGAUAAGAGAAUCCCGUUUCUGUUGUUAUCAUAUAAGCAUAUUCGUUAGACAUGCCGCACACUGUUUAAAAGCGGAAGGAAAAUGUUUGGGUUGAAAUGCAAAAGCUGCUUAAAAAAUCCACAAGCAAAAACAUGCAAGAACGCCGAAAAAAAAUAACGAAUCAAGAAAAAAAAAAACAAAAAAAAAGAGAAAACAAAAAAGAUAUUCACGCAAGUCGGCAAAAGAGAAAGCAACAAAAAAGCUUGAAAAAAAAACAACAACAAAAGAUUGACGAGUUACGAUGGCAAAAAAUAAAGAUUGAUUUCAAAAAAGAGAAGAUUACAAAGAACUCGUAAACAGAGUUGGAGAUAGCUAUAAACUUA
Molecule: messenger RNA, 5227 nt
Organism: Culex quinquefasciatus (southern house mosquito)
Lineage: Eukaryota; Metazoa; Arthropoda; Insecta; Diptera; Culicidae
Gene: swm
Product: zinc finger protein swm
Exons: 3
Coding region: 578-3922 (1114 amino acids)
Biological process (GO): mRNA processing
Cellular component (GO): nucleus
Molecular function (GO): RNA binding; metal ion binding
Source: RefSeq, a predicted model, not a curated record